GAAAAAGAGGUGGAGGAGGAGAGAGAGGUGGAGGAGAGGCGCAGCAGCAACAGGUUCCCUCUCAGCAUCUUCUCCAUUCUGGCACCGGGAGGUUUUCCAGUUUCGGGUCUUUCUGCAGGGAUCCGGUCAGUUUGCUGAACUGUUUUAUGUGAUUCUUUUUAUUCGUGAACUUUUCUGUUUUUUUUCUUGCUUAUUUUUCACAUUUUGAAGCGGCGAACCGAACUUUAAAUGCGCUAAAAUCCCGCCGCCGCCCCAGACCGCGCAGACAGCAGGAUGCCCGUCCUAUCGAGCCCAGACAGCGCCAACAGGUUCAGGGAGAGGUGGCUGGACCAGGCCGCCGGUUCCGGUUCUGCCCCCCUGGAUGACAGCCUCACCAGCCUCCACUGGCUGCAGAACUUCUCCAUCCUGAGCGCCGACCCGGAGCGGCUGGCCGGUACCGGCCCGGAGUGCCCGUCCUCCCCCCCCCACCUGCUCCUCAGGCGGCUCGGCUUCCCCAGAACCGGGACCGACUCUCCGUCCAGCCCGCCGGCCGGGGACACGGCGGCGGCCGCCGGGAUGCCGCGGUACCCGGGCAGCCCCGCCACCUCCGGCAGCCAGACUACCGCCGCGCCGCCGCCGCGGUUCUCCCAGCUCCCCGCACCGGGCUUCCCGGUCCAGGCGGGCCCGCCGGUGGAGGUGGACUACCGGAGCAACCCGAAGGUCAAGCCGCCCUAUUCCUACGCCUCUCUCAUCUGCAUGGCCAUGCAGGCCAGCAAGCAGCCCAAAGUCACGCUGUCCACCAUCUACAGCUGGAUCACAGACAACUUCUGCUACUACCGACACGCAGAGCCCAGCUGGCAGAACUCGAUCCGUCACAACUUGUCCCUCAACAAGUGUUUCAAGAAAGUCCCGAGGCAGAAAGACGAGCCUGGGAAGGGGGGCUUCUGGCAGAUCGACCCUCAGUACGCCGACAUGUUCGUCAACGGCAUCUUCAAGCGCAGGAGGAUGUCUGCCAACCACUAUGGCAGCGGCGGCGCCGCAGCAAGGCAGAGCAAGCUGGUGGAGGGUUUCCCCGGCAGCUGUCCUCUCCAGGCGGGCGCCAAGCGGAAGCAGCUGUCCUCCACCGACCGCAGCAAGCUGAUGCGCUCCACCGAGUCCCCGCUUCUCGCCAUGGAGGCCAACAAAGUCGACAUCCUGAAGGGGGACUUUGACCUGGGGUCUGUGUUCGAUGACGUUCUCGGCAGCGGCUGCAGCACCUUCGAGGAUCUGGACCUGAACACGGCGCUGAGCUCGCUGGGCUGCGAGGUGGAGGCGUCCAUGAACGGCCGGCAGCACGCGGUAGGCCCGGGGCGGUGGGGCGGCGCCGUGGAUGUGACCCACUACCCGUCCUACAGCUACCUGGACCUGAGCGACGCCGCCACAGACGGCACCGUCGGCGUGUCGCAGCAGCCGCAGCAGGACCAGCUGCUGCAGGGACAACACCAGCUGCAACAUCUGGACGAGUCGGCCACGCUGUUCGGCGAGCAGCCGGCGGACGCCGCGCUGCAGCCGUGGGAGGAGAUUAAAGAGGAGCCGCAGGUCAUUCCCCUGACCCUGGACCCGGGCUUUGGGCUUUACGAGGGCUUCUUCACCGAGAUGCAGCAGUGGGAACGAGCGGAGAGUUUCCUGUGAACUCAUGGAGAAGAGUCCAACCGCUGGUCGGCUCAAUGAAACGUAAACCAGCUACUCAUCUCAUCUCCUCUAAUCCGAUCCAGCAACCACUGAAUUAUUCAUUCACACUGAUGAGCCAUUAUGAACACCGAGCAGGUCUUCAUGUCUCUGGAACCGGGUUCUUUGGGUCAGGUGUCAGAUCCCAUCAGAUCAGAAUUUGGGGAGUAAACUCAUCAUCUUCUUCUAGCCUUUAAUAGUGAUUUUCUGCAGCCGGGUUCAUUUUGUGCCAUUUUGUUCCAAUCUACUUUCAUUUCAUACCUGUAAGCAAUUCAUUUUGGUUCCAUUUACUUAACCAAUGCAUAUCAGUGUAUUUUUCUUUGUAGUUGUCUGUUUUAAUGAAUAAUACAGAUAAAUAGUUAUAGAAUAGUUCAAUCUUAUUACAGAGAUGUUCACAAGUCAAUCUUUUCCCAGAAAGGUCUGAAGGCAUGUUGACCACUUUGUCCUUUUGCCAUUUCAUGUCCUGAUCGUCUGUCAGGGACUAUCCACCAGGGGGCGUUUGGUUUUUAAAGUACAACUAAACCCCAAAUCAACUUUUUGCUGAUAAAUUGUCUAAAUAGGUUCUUAAGAGUUCUGUGAUGUUUCUGUUUGCCAUCAACUGGAAGCAUCAUGCAUAAACUGUACAAGGACCUUAGGGUGCAGUAGGGUCUUAGGGUGCAGUAGGAUCUUAGGGUGCAGUAGGGUCUUAGGGUGCAGUAGGGUCUUAGGGUGCAGUAGGAUCUUAGGGUGCAGUAGGACCUUAGGGUGCAGUAGGACCUUAGGGUGCAGUAGGACCUUAGGGUGCAGUAGGACCUUAGGGUGCAGUAGGACCUUAGGGUGCAGUAGGACCUUAGGGUGCAGUAGGAUCUUAGGGUGCAGUAGGGUCUUAGGGUGCAGUAGGAUCUUAGGGUGCAGUAGGGUCUUAGGGUGCAGUAGGAUCUUAGGGUGCAGUAGGACCUUAGGGUGCAGUAGGACCUUAGGGUGCAGUAAGGUCUUAGGGUGCAGUAGGAUCUUAGGGUGCAGUAGGGUCUUAGGGUGCAGUAGGAUCUUAGGGUGCAGUAGGGUCUUAGGGUGCAGUAGGGUCUUAGGGUGCAGUAGGAUCUUAGGGUGCAGUAGGGUCUUAGGGUGCAGUAGGAUCUUAGGGUGCAGUAGGGUCUUAGGGUGCAGUAGGGUCUUAGGGUGCAGUAGGGUCCCACAGUAGUGUAGGGUCUUAUGAUGUACAAAACCUUCCCUGCUGGGUUGAAACUGACCAACGGUUGGUAAAACAUCCUCAGCAGUAAUCAGCUAUUUUUCAUAAUCGCUAAAGCAUCAAAGGACCAAAGUUAAAAAUGGCAAAGGGUUGAAGUUUCCAGCCUCCUGUCCUACUGAAGCCAUGGGGCUGCAGGGGAGGGUUAAUGUCAUGUUAGACAUUUGAUCGGUCUCCAAAAGCUGGCGAUGAUUGAAGUGUUGAAGCAACAUCCUUGUGAAUCCAGCAGAAAGUUGCUUUAUAACGAGAUGAACAGUGUUCCUCCUCCUACCUGUGCUGGUGCACCAUAAUGUCAUGUGGAUCAGUUCAUUUCUUUUUUCUCUAAAACAUGAUGGAGUGUAAUGUGUGUUUUAAAGACUUUUGAUUCUUUCUCCUGGUUGAAGGAGGUUGGACAGAAGACAUGUCAGUGAAAUGGAGAUCCAUCAGAUCUUAACCAUUUCAUUCUGGAAUACCAACGGAGUGAAAAUGGAAAAGUCUGGGAGGCCUGGAGCAGGACUAUGAGGGACCUGAUUGUCCCGGAGACCCCGGCUGCUCUGGAGUCGUCAUAGUAACAGGACUGAUGCACAACCAUCCUCCAUCGACAGACUCUCCAGAGAGAAACUCUGAAAACUGACAGGAUGUUACUGUGCUACAUUAGCAUUGACGUUUUAUACUAACUGUUUAUGUUUGAUGACUAAAGAUGAACAUAAAUGGAGAUGAAUAAACUUCAGAGUCAAUAAGAAGAGUUUAGAAAUCCACAACAUCCUAACAGCUGAAGAAGCUGGACAGGAUGAGCCGCCAUCUGUCCUGAUAAAACCAGAACAAGUUCAUCAAAUCUAACUUUAUGCACUUUUAAUAAGCAGCAGCAGUUUGGUUUUGUUUUAGUUUACUGUGUUGAAUUGUUUUUACUGAUUCUUAGCACAUUACACUGCAAUAACUCAAACUGGCUAGUUCUAGUAAGCUUCAUCCACGCUGUGUUUAUGGUUUUAUGUAAAAAUUUAUAUUUGUUGAUGAUUUUGCGCCAAAUCUGUAGAAGAAUUAUGCAGUUUGCUGUUAUUUUUUUAUUGAUUAAUCAGAAAAUGAUUAUUUGGUUUUAUGAUUGGCUGAUGAUUUUUUUAAACUUUCUUUUAUUUCUAUUGUUUGUUUUCACAGAUUUGAUCAGAAAUGGAGAGAAAAGUUUUAGAGAAAAAGUUUAUUAACAAGCCAGACUCUCGUUGUAAUAAGUUUGAUUAUUAUUGUUUGAUUUUGUGUUCAUUUGUACUUUUUUAAGCGCUUUGGGAUGCAAUCAUGCCUUAAUGCAAUAAACGGUGUCAAUUCAACAUG
Xiphophorus hellerii (green swordtail) is the source of this 4213-nucleotide messenger RNA. It is a transcript of the gene foxj1b, whose product is annotated as forkhead box J1b. Bases 274 to 1650 code for a protein of 458 amino acids. Gene Ontology annotation, molecular function: RNA polymerase II cis-regulatory region sequence-specific DNA binding; DNA-binding transcription factor activity, RNA polymerase II-specific. Gene Ontology annotation, cellular component: nucleus. Gene Ontology annotation, biological process: regulation of transcription by RNA polymerase II. The record is from RefSeq and is a predicted model, not a curated record. Lineage: Eukaryota; Metazoa; Chordata; Actinopteri; Cyprinodontiformes; Poeciliidae. The transcript is spliced from 2 exons.